This is a messenger RNA of Effrenium voratum, 784 nucleotides long. The record is from the annotation of a GenBank genome assembly. Lineage: Eukaryota; Dinophyceae; Suessiales; Symbiodiniaceae.
GGUGGUGCCUUUUUUGCUGCUGCAUGGGCUUCGGGGUGGCAAAAAGCCGUGCACCUCUGGGCGUCACAUUCAACUGCUGCUGCGCCAACACAAGCUGGCAGACGACUUCCCGGUCAGACGCAGACGGCAAUUGCUGCGGCACAUUCACCGAGCUUUGUUGCUUCGAGUGCCUCUGCCGCGCGCCUCCGCGCGCCGGGGACCCCCGCUGCAUUUGGUGUGGCUUCGACUUCUGCGGUUUGGUGGGCUCCGUCGCCCGCGAGGGCCGGCCCACGAAGCCGCACGAUCUCUCCCGCCUCAGCGACAUUGAUGCUGAAGUGGCCUUGCCUUUCAUCCCUUGCUGGUGCUGCUGUGCCGGGCUGCGGCUGAUGCCGCCCAGCAACUGCGUCGACAACUACAUGAGAUGCCUUUGGUGUGAGUACUCCUUCAGCACCGGCAUGCCUGACACGGAGGCAGGCCUUUGCCUCCACUUGGUCAACUGCUGGUGCUGCUACUCCCUUUGCAAGUUUCCGCCCACCUCGCGGCACAACCCAUUGUGCGCCUGCUGCGGCCGCGUUUGCAUCGAUCGUGACCAUGCGAAGACCUGAGGUUUUAGCUGUACAGAGCGGCCCCAAAGCGGGUACAGUGGCCGGUGCCCAUGGCAAUGAUGAAACGCGCCGCUUUUUUUUAGCCCGGCCCACUGGUUCUCUAUUUGUGUGCUGGUGCUGCAGCCUGGCAAGCCUGUGAUACUUGGAAUGGGAGAGCUGGCACGGAAUUUGUGAUUCUGGUGAUUGACAUGCGCAAUGAG